AUGCGUCUGCGACAUCUAAUAUGUUGCGCGAUCGUCCUCCCACCAUUGUUAUUACUCGUUCUCGCCGGAACUAACCCUUCCGACUCGUCUUCCAUUACUCCAAUCAACUGGGAUCUCUACCACCCUAGUGAUGAUUUAAUGGAGCAGAUACAUUCUUUGGUACAUCGGCAUCCAGAUAAGCUUUCGAUUGAGAUGAUUAAAUCUGGAAACAAGGGCUACAAUGCCGCGGUGAACGUUGUUACUUACUGUCGGGGUGGAAGCGAGAGUGAUGAUAGGUCAAACUUUAGAAUCCUUCUUACUUUUGGGCAGCAUGGGAGAGAGCUUAUUACCUCUGAACUUGCCUUUCGGAUUUUGUCGAUUUUGAGCGAAGAACAGUUCUUACCAAUGAAGAACGGAGCAACUCUGAACAGCACCCUAGACAAGCUAGUCAUUAAGCUGGUUCCUAUAGAAAACUCUAAUGGUCGUAAACGUGUUGAAGCUGGAGAUCUUUGUGAACGCAGAAACGGGCGUGGAGUUGACCUGAACCGAAAUUGGGGCGUUGAUUGGGGCAAGAAAGAAAAGGAUUAUGAUCCAUCUGAAGAGAAUCCAGGAACUACUCCGUUUAGUGAACCUGAAACUCAAAUAAUGCGGAAGCUAGCUAUAUCAUUUGAUCCUCACAUAUGGAUAAACGUGCAUUCUGGAAUGGAGGCCCUAUUUAUGCCAUAUGAUCACAAAAACAUAACCCCAGAAGGAUUGCCUACGCAAAAGAUGAGGACCUUACUUGAACAAGUGAAUAAAGUUCAUUGCCAAAACCGCUGCAUGAUUGGAUCUGGCGGAGGCUCUGUUGGGUAUCUGGCACAUGGUACAGCUACAGAUUAUAUCUAUGAUGUUGUAAGGACACCAAUGGCUUUUACCUUUGAGAUCUUUGGAGACAACCAGACUUCUUCAAGAGAUUGCUUUAAAAUGUUCAACCCUGUUGAUCUACCCAGUUUCAAGAGAGUUCUCAAUGACUGGUCUGCUGCAUUCUUCACAAUAUUCAAACUGGGACCGCUCUAUUUAGACGAAAACAGUACCAAUGCUGCAGAUAAAUGGGUGUCCAUAGACGAGUAUUUGGACGGCUAUUUGGUGGAAAGGAAGAACAGAUACGGGAAGAACAUGGAAGUGAUCGAUGUCGGAAUGCAGGAGAUAAAAACUUACUUCAGGCUCUUCUUGUUGUCCUCGGUACUUUUGAUGUUCAUGUUCUGUUCCAGGAUUGCCAAGAGCAAGUAUAGUAGAAACUCCACACCUAUCAUGCCAUGA
Messenger RNA from Thlaspi arvense, 1278 nucleotides. The record is from the annotation of a GenBank genome assembly. NCBI's taxonomy places the organism in Eukaryota, Viridiplantae, Streptophyta, Magnoliopsida, Brassicales, Brassicaceae.